CAUUCAAUAUUUUUUUGCCAUUCAACACACAGCUGAAGGUGUCUAAACUGCAAUGCUUGAAACUAUUUAUUUGCCUUUUUUCAGUGUUCUGUAAGUAGCUGUAAUAUUAUACCUUUACUGCAACUCAUAUCCUCUCAAAUGAAAUGAACAAUGUUGUUGGACAUCAUCAUUCACAUGACAGAGUGAAGAAAUUAACCGCUCAAAGUUUCUAAUUGUUGAAAAACCAAAACCAAAACCAAAACUAAAACACACUGAGCUCCAGGCGACAUGACGAACAGGAACAACUAUCACCUAUGUUUAACUGGAAGAUCACAGAAUACGUCCAUGCUCUGCCCUCCUAUCAGAACUUUGUGUUAGAGCCCAGUUCACACUGAAGCUUCAUGGAGCCUCAGAGAGAACCUGGCUGCUGAUGAGCAAGUGGGAAAGAGCCGAUGAUGGAGAGCCUGCUUGUGAAAACAGACGAAACCGGUGCAGUGGGCGGUCAGGAAGAGGAUUUUCCAUUCUAGGAUGGUCAGAGACAGUCUGGACAGAACGUCUGAUCAGAACCAAAAACGGGAGCCAGCAGCUGAGCCACAGAGUCCAAGGCAGAACCCAGAGGAGUCACAUCGACCCGAACGAGCAGCGGAAAAAAUAAACACAGAAAACAAGGACUCUGCAGGAUCAAAGCUAGACUUUCUGCUCUGGUGCAAACUCAAAUUCGAGGAGGAGUCGGAGUCCUGGAGGCUGCCAGAGACAGGAGCAGAUGCUGACGGCUUGCCCACACACAUCCGUCCAUUCACCAGCUUUGCAGAGUAUCGUCUGGUCAAACUCACCUACCUACAGCUGCAGGAAAGUGGUUUCUACUGGGGGCCCAUGACCAUGGAGGAAGCACACCAAAGACUCACUCACGCAGCUCUGGGAACUUUCCUUCUCAGGGACAGCGGCCAGCCCGAUGUUUUCUUCACUCUCAGCUACCAAAGCGAAGACGGCCCCACCAGCGUCCGUGUCCAGCUGAACAACCUGCUCUUCAGCCUGCAUGGCAGCCAAAAAACUUUCCCUUCGCUGUUCGCUUUGCUUGCCUUCUACACCAGCUCCCCCUGUAGGCUGACUGAGCCCUACCGCAGGCAGCGGCCGGAGCGCCUAAAACAGAUGUGCAGGAGAGCUCUGGUACGAACCUACGGUGCCGAAAGGAUGUGCACCUCACCUGGACUCAGCCCUGAUGUUAAGGCUUAUGUCGGUGCGUACCCGUACUGUACAUAGACAAACCUGUGGAUGCAGUGCCUUUUACAGCAUUUAGAUGUGAUUUAUUAAGUUAAAAACUGUGUAUUUGUUGUUUUUGUAUUUUACUGGAGACAAUUUGGUACCACAUGUACGGUAAUGAGAAAUCAGAUUGAAAGUGUUUUAUUCAUGACUUACAACAUUAUUGUAUGCUUGACAAUUCAAUCAUCUCCAGUUAAUCUGACUGUUCUUGUUAGUAAAAUUUAAAUGAAAAGGAAGUCAAAACAAGGCACACAAAUCAUUGUGGACAUUUUUUUUACCUUUAAUAUGACAUCUACCCAGUGCUUCACCAGAAGAAGAGAAAACCUCUGGCUAAGUCCAGACCUGAGUCUGAUUUACUCCUCAGAAGCCGACAAAUCUGGAGUUUGGUUUUAUAAAUUGUUUGUCAAAUUGUUAAAUUGUUUAUCUUGCUCUCAUCGUUUUUGCAUCAUAAAAUCCAGACAUUUUAUCAAGGGUGUGAAUCUUUAGCUCCACUGUUUUAAAAUCCUGAGGCAAAUGAGGAAACUUUUAAUACAAAAUGUUUUUUAGACAGCACGUUGCCUAAAAACGUCUUCAGGCAACAUGUUGCCAAACUGCACCUCCUCUUGCUAUUAUGUGGAGAAACUGAGAAAUGCCAUUGCAGCAAGUGUCUUUAUAGUUAAUAACAUUUGACCUGUGAAUAAUAACAUAAUCUGUGAUAUGCUUAGUAUUUUAUUUCAGGAAAACAAGAACAUAAUUAUCAAAGCAUCUCAUGGUGAAUUACAUAAUUGCCACAAGUAAGCGACAUGUUACAAAUUAAGAAAUUCAUAUCUUUUCUGUCUCAUACAGAAUGGACAGAAAAAUGCUUCUCUGCAUGUUAGUGGACAUGAAGGCCUCAUUUGAAUUUAGGUGCUUGCAAAAGACAUUUCUUUGUUUUUUGGCAGUUUUAUUUUUCUGUUUAGAUCUGUUGAUCUUUCAGUGUUGAAUUUUGUUCCAUUCUGCAUUUGUUUUGUAUGUUAUGCAGAAAUCAAACAGUUAUGCACUGAACCCAAAGAUUGCACUUUGGUUGUUCUAGUUGGAGACAUUAGAUUCAAUUUUACUAAUGUGUGCAAUUUUAAAACUAAUUCAAAACUUGAAUUAAUUUGUCAUGUUCUUGUGUCUGUAAAAAUGUAUAUAUUGGUACAAAUGCAGCUAUCUAUUGCACAAUCGUUUCUAAAGGCUUUUCCAUUUUUUUGACCAAUGAAGCUGUUAUUUUGGCUAACUUCCCAUAUUUACUUUAGGUCAGGCUAAUUAUAAUUUUAUGUUAAUAUGAAGCCUAAGCGUAAAUUCAAACUGGAAGACUCUAUUCAUCUGACCUGCCCAAUCAAAGAUGUCGUCAUGCGCCUCGAUUCCAACCAAUCGGUGAUGGUCUCCUCCUCCAAUCAUCAAGCGUCUUCCUUGAUAAGCUCCAGCUGUUCAUCGUCUUCCGCUCUUGGCUGAGCUUCAAGCUGCUGCUGCUCAACCUCGCCGUGUUCUCGCUCUUUCGUGGAAAUAUUGGACUCUUUCUUCUUUCUACCCAGGCUUGAAAGCUCCUGUUGCGCAGUUGAUACGGAUUUCUGCUCUUCCGAGGUCAAUCUCACUCAGCUCCGGGAUGAUCCAUCCCUAAUCUCUCUCGUUGCACCUUCGCAUCACGGGACCCUCCAUCCGUCUUCAGUAGCAUGUGAACCUUCAACCUCGGCGGGAUUCUCCUUCCUCCGAUCCAGUUUCCAACUUCUUGUAGCCUUUCGUCUAGUCCUUAUCAUCUAGUUUGUUAUAUUUUCUAUUGUCUAUAUUUUAAAGGGGCCGCGCUAGAUAAAAAUCUUAGUUCAUCACGUUGUCAAACACUAUCUGAACUCUCGUUCCUAUUUUUUCACUUGUUUUCUCCCUUGGCAGAUUUUCCCGCUUUCAAACCUCUUAGGCAAAACUCCACCUGUCCGUGUUUUCCCCAUUUCCAUUAGGUAAUUAGCCAACCGGUGAAAUUGCGCAUCUUUAGAGCUGGAACUAUUUCUCCUUCGUCUAUAGAAAUUUGCUCAUGUAUCCGGAGCUAAGCGUUUGGAAGAUCAGACUCUCUAAAACUAAGACGCCUGUUUCAAAGCUGGAUUUUUGAAGUCAACUCAUUUAUAUUCAUUCCUGUGGCAUUUUCAUAAAUCAUAUUGCUGCUUCUCGUGCUUUAGAAUUAUUCUGCAGCUGGCAACAAUCACUGCAGCUUCGGUGCCAGAGGAGCUGAGCUGCGGCCGAUGGCUUUUAUUUGGGGGCAGAAUAAACACCCAGCUAGCAUUCAAUGUUCAGAGGACGUCCGCCGGUGUUCUGACUGUCAGUGCUACCUCGUCAGAUUUUCCUACCGUAGCACGGAUAGAUAGUCUGUCUGUCGGUGCUACGCGUCCAAAACUGCUACCGUCAUGUUUACAAACAGAAAACUACAGCGGGUUGUGUUAAUGUUAAAUAUAUUGAAUAACAUUAUUUGAGUGACGGGACUGAAGUGGAAGCUUAGGAGUUACUGUAUAUUUAGCUUAGCAUUGGAACAAUUUGUAUGACGAAACCACAAGAAGAUCACUUCCUUCAUCUGAAUAUCCUACCUGUUUAAAAUGAAAAGCUGUAGUGUGCACUAAUCCUUCACUAGUAUAUCCUACCUUUGAAAAAAUAUUUUAAAUACAGAGGUGUUUGUAAGAAUAAAACAGUAUCAAACAGGGGAAACAGGUUUUUAUUGGAAUUAAAUUAAACACAAACAAAUCCAGAUCACCGCAACUCUUUUGCGCAUUAAUCCGUUGUAUGACAGACUUUAUCAAAUGCAGCGCAGCCGCAAUGUGUCACUGAACCGCGCAGGUCACUGUGUUCCUGAAAUGAUAGGAUAUGAUUAACAUACACUGAUAUUACAUCGCUAUUACACAGCUUCAGUCCCACAUAGUAUCGCUAACAUCUAUUUAGCAAAGUUUAAUAAUAAAAAAAGAGUGUAAUUAAACUAAAAUUUUUUAGACAAAAUAGCUUAAAAAACAACGUAUUUUGUCCUGAUUAACCGCCAAACAAUGACAGUUGUUUACAGCAGUAAUGACUUUGCAGAGGGCAGCACGUUUCAACAGAACACCAGCCCAAGGUAUAAGCAAACUAAGCAGCCACUAAGGGGCCCCCUCAGUGGAGCUGAUUUUUUUUAGUAAUAAUUUCUAUGU
Xiphophorus maculatus (southern platyfish) is the source of this 4397-nucleotide messenger RNA. Its product is annotated as suppressor of cytokine signaling 1-like. The record is from RefSeq and is a predicted model, not a curated record. Gene Ontology annotation, cellular component: phosphatidylinositol 3-kinase complex. Gene Ontology annotation, biological process: phosphatidylinositol phosphate biosynthetic process. Gene Ontology annotation, molecular function: 1-phosphatidylinositol-3-kinase regulator activity. The transcript is spliced from 4 exons. Bases 508 to 1239 code for a protein of 243 amino acids. NCBI's taxonomy places the organism in Eukaryota, Metazoa, Chordata, Actinopteri, Cyprinodontiformes, Poeciliidae.